UGUUGAGUAGUCGCAAUACCUAGUUGAAUUUAUAACAGUUAGUAAGAUAUUUAGUUAAUUUUAACUUUUUAAAUUAUGCCAUAAUGCGGAUCAUCAUAGUUAUUUCUAUUCUGUUGGAAGUUGUAGUGCUGACUGUAUCUACUAACGUUUCUGUGGACAAAUAUAAGAUACUGAACGAUGGCAAUUUAAUACCGGCUGUUGCUUUAGGUACUUGGGCUGAUGUAUCUGGUUUACCUAAAGUAAAACAAUCAGUAAUAUACGCCAUUGAAGUUGGAUUCAGACAUUUGGAUACGGCACAUCUGUAUGGAAAUGAGCGUUUAAUUGGAGAAGCUCUCUCUACUGUGUUCAAACGAGGAAUUGUUACCAGGGAAGAAAUGUUUAUAACGACCAAGCUGGACAUAGCUGUACCAUCCCGAAAGAAGGUGGUACCAGCACUUAAGGAAAAUUUGAAAAGAUUGGGGCUAGAUAACGUCAAUCUCUUUCUCAUUCAUGGACCUGAAAAUGUGUUCAAUUACUCAAACUAUGAUAUCUUAGACAUUUGGAAAGGCAUGGAAGAUUGCAAGAGACUUGGUUUGGCAAGGUCUAUCGGCGUUUCUAACUUUAAUAGUUCGCACAUCAACAGGAUCCUAAGAUACUCAAAAAUAAGGCCAGCAGUCAAUGAAAUAGAGGUGAAUCCUACAAGAACGAAUCUGGAUUUAGUAGCAUACUGCCAAAGCGAAGGUAUUGUUGUUAUGGGAUACGCACCAUUCGGCUUCCUUGUACCACGUCCUAACUCAAACAUAACAGGAAUACCGCCUACAUUUGAAGAUCCAAUAUUGGUGAAGAUGGCAAGAAAAUAUGGGAAAGAGACCAGCCAAAUUAAUUUACGAUAUCAGGUCAACCGUAAUAUUAUACCUAUACCAAGAUCACAAAAUAUGACUCAUAUAUCAUUGAAUCUGAACCUCUUCGAUUUUGAUCUAACUCAAAAAGAAGUGUAUACUAUAAAUGAGUUCAACAGGAAUUUACCAGUUUAUGCUGCGCCUGGAGAUGAAACGAUCGCAGUUUUUCGCGCGGCAUACGAAACUUUACUAAGUUUGCCUGAUAAAUAUAGGUAGUCCAGUGCAAACGUAUUGGCUUCAUUUUCUUCAAAUUAUGAUUUUUUAAUUAUAUUGUUUGUAAACAGAAACAAUUUAAUUCAAAGGGAAAAUUUACAUCUACAAUAAUUAUGAUAUUGUUAAAUGAAAAUUUAAAAAAAAAAUUACGAAUUUCUUCAUGAAUAAGUUGCUUUAAAAGAAAUACUUACUCGUAAUAAAAAUAUUGUUUAAAUCGCCGGUUCUUUUUUAGUAAAUUCUUCCAAACCGUUGAUACAAAUACCUAAUACUUAUAAUUUUUUUUUAUUUCGGAGUUGAAUUUCGACAUGUGCGAUUUUAGAAUCAUUUGUUAACUUCAAUUAUAUUAUUAUUAUAUUUAAUAUCAACAAACGUUUCUUUAUCGUAUGUAUCAAUUAUAUAAUUAUCUUGUAUAACUUCUAUUCAAGAUAAUUAUAUAAGUAAUAAAUAUUA
Molecule: messenger RNA, 1541 nt
Organism: Bicyclus anynana (squinting bush brown)
Lineage: Eukaryota; Metazoa; Arthropoda; Insecta; Lepidoptera; Nymphalidae
Product: aldo-keto reductase AKR2E4-like
Exons: 7
Coding region: 84-1094 (336 amino acids)
Cellular component (GO): cytosol
Molecular function (GO): aldose reductase (NADPH) activity
Source: RefSeq, a predicted model, not a curated record